Paramecium pentaurelia is the source of this 168-nucleotide messenger RNA. The record is from the annotation of a GenBank genome assembly. NCBI's taxonomy places the organism in Eukaryota, Ciliophora, Oligohymenophorea, Peniculida, Parameciidae.
AUGUAAUAGAAAAUAAAUAAUAAGGAGUUGCAAUAUUAUUUAGCCUAAUUGGAUCUUGAUUUAUGUAUCAUACCCUUCAUUUAAGAUCCUAAUAUGAUUGAUAAAGCUCUUGAAUUUAUAAAUUAAAAAUUUAAUAACAUUUAGAUAAAAGAAUUCAAAGAGGCUUGA